UACAUUACGUCACGAGAAGAGUCACCGAGAGGGGACUCGGACAAAAACAACCACGAGACGGAACUUUCGCCGUUCCCGUGUAUGUAAUCGCUUGUCCACAUGGCUUCUGAUACAAAAAAUCAAUUUCACAUGAGUGAUGCUGCUGUAGAUAAAGUUAUGGGCGAUGUUCAGGACGAAAUUUAUAAGAAAAAGUACGAGUUGUUGCUGGGAAGGUGCCGCGAAAUUGAACAGGACAAUCACCGCAUAGCCUACAGAAUUUAUAAGAUCGAGCAACUAAACAAAGAGACUCGCCACGACAAAAAGAUUAUAAAGAAGAGACUAGAUUUGCAUCGGGAUGAGUGGCGUGCACCUUAUGCCGAAAGGAAUGCUGAUGCAUUGGAAGCAAUGCUACCCACUGCUCAGCAUACCCUGCCAAGAGCACCAUCGCCGCCACAGAAGAUCCAGAAAUUGAGAAUCAACCUUGUGAAGCCGCAGGCCUCGACAAGCAAACAGGCUCCUUUAAAACAACCAGUUGCAUCUUCAUCUCGAGCUCCUGGCAAGUCUCAAGCAGUGACAAAAGCGCAAGGAGGGAAACCGAAAUCUGCAAUACCAGCCAAAGCUGCGAACCGACCUGUGCAAAAUAAUUCUAAAGCUUCAACUGGAGGAAAACCUCAGUCACUAAUCAGGCCACCAAUCCAGUCUCAAGUUCCUGCUACCAAAGCUCAAAAUAGGAGACAGUCGUCUGAAAAAGGUGGCAAAAGUAAGGCAGCUGCUAAAGAUGGUCCAAAGCCAAAGAAACCUAAAGUUGAAAAAGAUCCUAACGCGCCCAAAAAACCGGCAAAUCCUUUCCUGCAGUUUUGCAAAGAACAACGUCUCCGUACCACUGAACUUAUGAGAGAAUCACCAGACCUAAAUAAAACAGAACUGAAUAGAGUCCUUUGCAACCAGUGGAAAACUAUGAACCAGGAGGAUAAAAAGGUUUACUAUGACAAGUAUGAGCUAGAGAAGCAGCAGUACAGUCUAGAACUGGAAAUCUAUGAUCGGCAAAAAGGACUGAUGGGGUCGUUGCCAUCAGAGCUCUUUGACCUCCCCUGAUGUGCAUAACAAGUGAUAACAUCACUACCCACGCAUCAUUUGAUUCAUACCCACACGUGUAUUGUGAAUUUGUUGGUUGGACAAUGACUAGUUCACUAACGUGUUUUGUUCUGUAAGUACAACUUAUGGUUAGCAUCUAUAAAAUAGGAAAUAUUGAAUAAAUUUUUAAAUUUUUAAAACCA
Cloeon dipterum is the source of this 1256-nucleotide messenger RNA. RefSeq lists its product as uncharacterized. Gene Ontology annotation, cellular component: nucleus. Gene Ontology annotation, biological process: regulation of gene expression. Bases 100 to 1074 code for a protein of 324 amino acids. The record is from RefSeq and is a predicted model, not a curated record. The transcript is spliced from 6 exons. Lineage: Eukaryota; Metazoa; Arthropoda; Insecta; Ephemeroptera; Baetidae.